AUGAUGGAACGCCAGUCAAAUGACGAAUCGAUCGAAUACCAUGACUCAUCUGAAUACGUUGGUUUCCUUGGCAAACGUCGCUUUCAAAGGAAAGUCCCGAAGCCAUCUCGCAUGUACGAAUGGCUACAACGGCUCUUCUAUGUAAGCACAACGACUUUGAACAUUGUUGCCAUCAUCUUGCUGGUUCGCGUGUAUUCGGCCAGCUCUUCUGCUUCGGUGGCAGAAGAAGCCAGCCAUGUUGUUCCUUCAUGCGGAGACGACAUUCACAUAUCAAAUCACGACCAGUACGAGCAUCUCAGUGAGCCGUGGGUUGAUCCCAGGGGCAACACGCUGUGGAAGGUAUCUUGGGCCCACCAGUUGCACUGCUUGUAUCUCAUCAUGAACGAUUUCGAUAGGCUCGUCCGGUAUGGAGUAACUCGAAAGGAGAACCAGGUCGAAGAGGGCCACUUUCAGGUUCACACAAACCACUGCUUUGAUUACCUGCGACAGAGCAUUCUCUGUACCUCGGAUAUGACACUGGAAGGCAAAGUGUUGGGAAGAGACGCAAACCCGGGAACAGACGGCUGGGGGCAUCUUCAUACUUGCCGAAACCACCGAGAGGUGGUUCAAUGGGUAGAAGAGCGCAGAGUCAAGGACAAGGGAUUCAUCAUCGACCCCGGAUCUCCACUGUGA
Colletotrichum destructivum is the source of this 672-nucleotide messenger RNA. RefSeq names its product Putative mycotoxin biosynthesis protein UstYa. Bases 1 to 672 code for a protein of 223 amino acids. The record is from RefSeq and is a predicted model, not a curated record. Lineage: Eukaryota; Fungi; Ascomycota; Sordariomycetes; Glomerellales; Glomerellaceae. The transcript has 2 exons. Gene Ontology annotation, biological process: mycotoxin biosynthetic process.